AUGAACAUACUCACAUUUAUGUUCUCCCUAUCACUGGUCCUAAGUGCCAUCCUAACCGCACUAAACUUCUGACUCGCCCAAAUGACCCCCGACUCAGAAAAACUCUCACCAUACGAAUGCGGAUUCGACCCCCUCGGGUCUGCACGCCUACCAUUCUCAAUCCGAUUCUUCCUCGUAGCCAUCCUGUUCCUCCUGUUCGACCUAGAAAUCGCCCUCCUACUCCCCCUACCCUGGGCAAUCCAACUACAGUCGCCCCUAAUAACCCUCGCCUGAACCGCAGCUAUUCUAUCUCUCCUAACGCUAGGGCUAGCCUACGAAUGAGCUCAGGGGGGCCUAGAAUGAGCAGAAUAA
This is a messenger RNA of Anas platyrhynchos (mallard), 351 nucleotides long. The record is from the annotation of a RefSeq genome assembly. Lineage: Eukaryota; Metazoa; Chordata; Aves; Anseriformes; Anatidae.